Molecule: messenger RNA, 870 nt
Organism: Trichoderma atroviride IMI 206040
Lineage: Eukaryota; Fungi; Ascomycota; Sordariomycetes; Hypocreales; Hypocreaceae
Source: RefSeq, a predicted model, not a curated record
CUCCCGACUCGUGUGUUGGAUGUCGGAAUCGCAGGUUGCGAGCACAUUUCGCUGAUAGAAUCCAAUGGCCGGCAUGGAAACUUUUGCGCUCUCAGCUAUUGUUGGGGUCCAAAGGGUACGCAAACCAUGAUUACAACCAGAGAUAACAUCCAUCAUCGCCUCGGUGGCAUUCCGUUUGGUAGCCUGCCAAAGACAUUUCAAGAUGCCGUCACUGUUACGCGCGCAAUCGGUAUUCGCUACCUCUGGAUCGACAGCCUUUGCAUCAUACAGGGAGACAAGCAAGACUGGGCAAACGAGGCCGGCAAAAUGGCAGGCGUCUACCAAAACGCACAUCUGGUCAUUGCCGCCUCCGGAGCUGAGAACCCAGAGCAGGGCUGCUAUUCGAGCCAGCGUCGGUGCCCAUACGCCGUAAGCGUGCCGUACUACUCAUCACGAGGCCGAAAAGAUGGCCUCAUGUGGCUCUCGGUACCUGUGCAAAGAGAGACGUCGCCGUACUGGGGACCGCUGAGACAAAGAGGAUGGGCCCUUCAGGAGUCCUGUCUAGCACGGAGGAUUUUGCGAUUUACGCCCGCUGGUAUGAUAUGGAGGUGCAGUGGGUUGAUGACAAGCGAAAGAUACAGCUUUGCCUGGAUUUACCCCGAAGUAUGGGAAGAGAUACUGGAGGAUUUCUCUGAUUGUAAGCUCACUUACAAAGAGGAUCGGCUAGUGGCCCUCGAAGGGCUAGGCCGGGCGAUCCAAGAGGUCACUCGCGACAAGUAUACCCUGGGCAUCUUCGAAUCAUCCAUUCCAGAGCAGCUUUUCUGGAUGCUGGAAGAUGCAGCGGACGAAUCGGAGGACCUGGCGGCACUGCCUUCUUGGCACUGGGCGUCA